Molecule: messenger RNA, 3270 nt
Organism: Nematocida major
Lineage: Eukaryota; Fungi; Microsporidia
Product: DNA-directed RNA polymerase III subunit RPC2
Exons: 1
Coding region: 1-3270 (1089 amino acids)
Biological process (GO): DNA-templated transcription
Cellular component (GO): RNA polymerase III complex
Molecular function (GO): ribonucleoside binding; DNA-directed RNA polymerase activity; DNA binding
Source: RefSeq, a predicted model, not a curated record
AUGAAUACUUGCGACAUAAGGCAGGGCUCUGGGAGCAGCGCAGGCGAAAAAAAGAAGCUGUCGUAUAACAUAUUUACGGAGAAAGUUUUGACAGAAAAGGGGCUGAAUCGGCACCACAUAGGGUCUUUUAACCACUUUGUGGAAAAAGAAAUAAAAACGGUUAUGCAGACAAACAGCUUCAUAGACUCCGACGUAGACCCGUCGUUCUACAUGAAGUACACGGAUAUUCGCGUGGAGCCGCCCUCAAUAGAAGAAAACAUGGUAAAGAGGUAUGUCACGCCCGAGGAGUGCCGAAUAAGAAACCUAACGUAUGCAGGAGACAUAGUUGUGGAUGUAGAGUACACGCGGGGCAAGGAUGUGGUUUCCUCGAGGAACAUAAUAGUGGGAAAGAUGCCUAUUAUGCUGGGGAGCAGUCUGUCGCUUCGGCAGAAAGAGUAUCAGGAAAACACGCUGCACACGGAGUCUGGCAGCGUGCAGAGCAUCGUGAACCCACGGUACUCCCGGCCGAAAAACGAGUGCCCGUACGACAUUGGCGGGUACUUCAUAUGCAAGGGGAUGGAGCGGGUUCUUCUAAUGCAGGAGCAGCUGGCCAAGAACAGGAUACUGAUAGAGACAGACUUCAGAGGGGACCUGUGCGCAGUGGUGACCAGCUCGUCGCUGGAGAGAAAGAGUAAAACCAAGGUUGUGCUGAAAAAAAAGCUUCUGUACAUGGCGCACAACUCGCUGACCGAGGACAUCCCGCUGAACAUAGUGAUGAAGGGAAUGGGGGUCACCACGGACCUGGAGAUUGAGAUGCUGAUAGGCCAGCCCGUGGUAAGCGUUGCCCACAUAAGGACAGACCUGGAGGCGCUUGCGUGGAUAGGCAGCCGGAUAAAGACCCGGUCUGGCGGAAUAGACGAGGCGCGCCUUCUGCUGUGCGACAUUAUUCUAGCACACGUGCCGGGAACAGGGACAGAGAUGCGAAGAAAGGCCGAGUACUUGUCCAUUAUGGCGAGAAUGCUUUUGGAGUACAGCCGCGGAGGCGCAGACGAGCUGCAGAACGACAAGGAUUUUGUCGGAAACAAAAGAAUAGAGCUGGCCGGGCAGAUGCUUUCUCUUUUGUUUGAAGACCUUCUGAAAAGGCUCAACGGGGAGAUAAAGAAGGCGCUGGACCGCGUGCUGUGCAAAAGGGCGAGGGCGCAGGAGCUGGAUGCGCUGCACUUUUUGGUUAUGAACAGAGGGAUGGUGACAACAGGGCUGCUCCGGGCGAUUUCAACGGGGUCUUGGUCUUUGAAAAGGUUCCGCAUGGAGCGGGCAGGCAUUACGCAGGUUCUGACCCGCCUGAGCAGGCUUUCUGCGAUUGGAAUGUGCUCGAGAGUCUCGUCGCAGUUUGAAAAAACCAGAAAAGUGUCGGGCCCGCGUGCGCUGCAUUGCUCGCAGUGGGGAAUGUUUUGCCCUGCGGACACGCCAGAGGGAGAGGCCUGCGGGCUUGUGAAGAGCCUGGCAAUGCUCACAGAAAUCACGCCGAGCGAGAAAGAAGACGAGGUUUUGACAGCGCUCUCUUUUCUGGGAAUUGAAGACAUUUCUGUGGUUGCGUCGGCAGAGCUGGAGGGAGCCAAGUGCUGGCUAAACGGGGUUUUGGUGGGCACGUGCAGACGCCCCGAGGAAAUGGCCAGGGAGCUGCGGAGGGUCCGAAGAAGCGGCGUUAUUCCCAGCACAGUUGGAAUAUGGGUAAACACAGACCUUUUUGUGUCCACAGAAACAGGGAGGCUUACGCGCCCGCUGAUUAUUGUGGAGCAGGGAAAGCCAAGGCUUCAGCAAAAGGAUCUGAAGCUUCUCAGCGAAGGGUACAAGACCGUUUCCGACUUGGUCAAGGAGGGCCUGAUAGAGUAUAUUGACCAGAACGAGGCCAAAAACUCGCUGAUUGCCGUGUGGGAGUGUGAAAUAUCAGAAAAAACCACGCAUUUGGAGAUAGACCCGGCUGCCGUGCUGGGGUAUGUGGCAGGCGUUAUUCCGUACCCGCACCACAACCAGUCGCCCAGAAACACAUACCAAUGCGCCAUGGGAAAGCAGGGGGUGGGCGUAACAGGCGUGGACCAAAGGCGGCGGAUGGACGGGGCAAAUUUCUUUAUGGUAAACCCGCAGAGACCGCUGGCGGCGACUCGGGGGAUGGAGCUUAUAAAGUACAACGACUUGCCGGCAGGGCAGAACCUGACAAUAGCGGUUAUGAGCAUGUCGGGAUACGACAUUGAAGACGCGCUGAUUUUGAACAAGGCCUCUGUGGACAGAGGCGUGGGGCGUGCUCUUUUGUUCAAGACGCACGCGGUCUCCCUGCGCACGUACCCAGGAGGCGCCGCAGACACAAUUGUAGGGGACGGGAUUCCGUCUCCGGGCCUGAAGGUGAGCGAGGGCGUGACUUUUAUAGACAGAAGAACCCCCGUGGGAGGAAAGGCAGGGGCAGUGUACAGAGGCCUGGACGGGGCAUCUGUCGACAAAACAGCGAUAAUGAGGACAGGAGACGACCUGAUUACAAUAAAAACCGUGCUAAAAGAGCACCGGAUCCCCAGGAUUGGCGACAAGUUCAGCAGCAGACAUGGGCAGAAGGGGGUCGUUGGGCUGAUUCUGCCACAGGAAGACAUGCCGUUCAAUGAAAUGGGCAUAUCGCCAGACUUGGUGAUGAACCCGCACGGGUUUCCAUCGAGAAUGACCGUUGGAAAGAUACUGGAGCUGGUGACAGGAAAGUCGAUAUCGAACGGGUCCAAAAAGCUUACACAGUAUGCAGCAACCGCAUUUGGCGGCACAAGGGCGCAGGACAUUGCGGACGAGCUGGUCGCUCUGGGGUACAGCGAAACAGGAAAGGAGACUCUUAUGUGCGGAACCUCCGGGGAGCAGAUUCCCGUUCGGAUAUUUUUCGGGCCCGUCUUUUACCAGCGGCUGAAACACAUGGUGACAGAUAAAAUGCACGCGCGUGCAAGGGGGCCCAGAGCUGUGCUGACUCGGCAGCCCACCGAAGGAAGGUGCCGUGACGGAGGGUUUCGUCUGGGAGAAAUGGAGAGAGACUGCUUGAUCGGAUACGGCGCGUCCGAGAUCCUUAUAGAGAGGCUUGUGGUUUCUUCGGACAAGUUCAUGGCGCAUGUGUGCAGCGAGUGCAAGCUUAUCACAAGCCCGGGCGGGUGCAUCUCGUGCAAAAAGUCGCAGGUCCAGAAGAUCCAGAUGCCGUAUGCCUGCAAGCUGCUCUUCCAGGAGCUGAUGGCCAUGAAAAUAGCGCCGCGCAUUAUUCUGAAGGAGUAG